Messenger RNA from Cordyceps militaris CM01, 3066 nucleotides. RefSeq names its product DNA polymerase V, putative. NCBI's taxonomy places the organism in Eukaryota, Fungi, Ascomycota, Sordariomycetes, Hypocreales, Cordycipitaceae. Gene Ontology annotation, molecular function: transcription factor binding; rDNA binding. Bases 1 to 3066 code for a protein of 1021 amino acids. Gene Ontology annotation, cellular component: nucleolus. Gene Ontology annotation, biological process: regulation of DNA-templated transcription. The transcript has 2 exons. The record is from RefSeq and is a predicted model, not a curated record.
AUGGCAGGCAAAAGGAAGCGCGGAGCCAAAGAAUCUGGCGCUGCUGCUACCAAUGGUCAUAAAAAGGCCAAGAACGCGACCAAUGCAACGGCCAAGUCGACGACGGCCGCCCUCGAAAAACGCCCGUUUGUCGCGGCCCCGGUCGGCGAAGAAAGACUACGAGAGGCUACGCUGUAUGAUCUUUUGGCUAGCGAAGACGAAGAUCAGAGAAUAUCUGCGGCCGACUGUAUUAUAUCCAGCCUGGUCGGCAAAGAAAAGGUCCCCGAGGCCGUGCUCGAGCGCCAUCUCGAGCGUCGCCUGUUCCGUGGACUCGCCAGUGGCCGCAAUGCUGCCCGGCUGGGCUUCAGUCUCGUCAUUACCGAGCUGAUUACCCAGCUCUUUGGCGAUGAAGCGCUGGCCGCCGCGCACUACCCCGGCCUCACCUUCCAGAAAGCAGUGCGCAUCCUGAUGGACAAAACACACCCCGUCGGCAACAUCCCCGGCCAGGAGGAGCGAGACCACUACCUGGGUCAGCUCUUUGGCAUCGAAUGCUUCGUAAGCUCAGGCGUCAUCUUUGCCGAGCCGGCGCGGUGGAACAUGGUGCUGGACCUGCUGCUCAAGAUUGCGCAAAAAAAGGUCUGGCUCCGCUCGCAGUGUGGUUGGGUUAUUGUGCAAGCCCUACAGCAGAUGGACCAGAAGUCGGCGGAGUCGACGCUGAAGCAGAUUGUCGAUGCCAACAUGGCCAAGACGGCGGACGGCGUUGCUUUCUGGAUCACCGCCACGAACAAGUACCCGGACAUCAAGAUCAAGCCGUGGCGGCACCCGCUGGCGGCCAAAACCCUCGGUGAUCUCGCCUCAGUGCUGAAGGAGAGCUUCAACGAGUCGAGCAAGGAUUCCAAUGAGAAAAAGGGAAGUGCGCCCAAACAAGCCAAUUGGACGGCCCAGCUGCACUUUGUCUGGGAUAUCAUUCUGGCGCACUAUGCCGGACAAGGCAUCAAAUCCGACGAGCUCGACCAAUUCUGGCAGAGAGUUGUAGAUGAUGGCUUCUUCUCCAAGAAUGCUAGCGAUGGCCAAAAGUUCAAAGGCUUUAUGGUCUUCCAGAAGAUGCUCGAGGGACUGGUGGAUCAAAAAUCCAAGGUCGACAAGCUCUUUUCCAAAAAUCUGCUGAGCUGCCUGAUGAACCAAGCUGCGAAGGAGGACCGUUAUUUGCAUAGAGCCGCCGUCAAGGCACUCAAAGCUAUCGAGAACACCGUUGCAGCACACCCCAAAAUCCUGACAACAGUUCUUCAGAAUUUGUUAACCGGCAAUGGUGUCUACAGCUUUGACCAGCGCACAUCUUCCAAGACAAUUGACCGUCUACUGCAAAACUCCGGCACUAUUAGCGAUAAGAAACUUCUGGAGGUCUUGCAAUUACCAAUCCCAUCUCUGGCAAGCCAAGAAGAGUCUCAAGCCAUAUCAACCCUGAGAUCAUAUGUUGAAUACUUGUCUAAGGUACUGAAUGCAUCUACCUCGACCUGUUCGGAGAAGAGCAGCGGAAAGGACUCGUUUGGAGUAUACCUACAAGAACUCUCGCGACUGGCCUUUUCACAGCCCGACAGCAUUCCCUCUGCGCUGUUGACAGAGCAGAUUCGCGAGCUCUGCCGAACAAGACUGGAAUCGUCUCUGUCCAAGCUCACCCGCCAUGCUGAUGACUUUUCCGGACUAUGCAGCGCCAUCGCAGCCAUCGACCCUAGUUCGGUUGACAUGGACGAUGACAUCAAGACUGCAGUGGACGAGGCCCUAAAGCGCAUGCGUAGUCUGCUGAAGCGCAAGUCCAAAACUGAGGCUGCCAAGAGCGUCAACGAAGCCUUGGCCACACUUCACGCCAUCUCAAUAUUCCAGCUAUACAACGGAGACCCUGACGCCAUGGAGUCGCUUAAAGACCUGACAGAGUACGACGAAAAGUUGAAAAAGGGCGACAAGACGGAAGGAAACUCGGAGCUCCUCGUGGAAACUUUACUGGCCAUGGUUGCGCGACCGUCAUCUCUGAUGCGGCAGGUCUCGCAAAAAGUGUUUGAAGCCUUCAGCAGCCACAUCACUGCUGGCGGCCUACAACUGCUCAUAGACCCAUUGGCGUCCAAUGAGAGCACCAAGGGCCAGAAGGAACUUUUCAACACGGACGAUGAUGUCAUGUUGGUCGACGAAGAUGGCUCCGAAGAUGGCUCCGUUGAUUUGGACGACGUAUCCGAUGUCGAGCUUGGCUCCGACGUUGAAUUUGUCAACCUGGGCGACAAGGACGACGCCAGCGACUCCUCCAGCGACUCCAGCGACGAUGAUGAUGACGACGAGGAUGACGACAAGGACGGCGACGAGCAAGGCGGCCCUAUCGACCUUGAUGUCCUCUGCGCCUCGAUCCUCAAGAGCCACCGCCUUGACAAGGACAUGGACGCCGCCUCCUCCGACUCGGACGGCGACAUGUCUGACUCGGAGAUGAUGCAACUCGACGACAAGCUCGCCGAGGUCUUCAAGCAGCGCGUCCAAGCCAAGCCCGACUCGAAAAAGGACAAGAAAGACGCGCGACAGUCCGUCGUCCAGUUCAAGCACCGCAUCCUCGACCUCGUCGAAAUUUACGUCCGGGUCGAGGGCGGCCAGUGCCGCAACCCGCUCGCCUACGCGUUGCUCGCGCCGCUGCUGCACCUCGUGCGCACCACCAGUACCCGGCCGCUCGCCGCCCGCGCGUGCGAGAUCAUCCUCCUCUACCAAAAGGCUCUGAAAAAGGCCCGCGCCACCAAGACGGACGCCGACGCCGAGGACCGGGACCUGCUCCCGCUGCUGGCCGAGAUCCACGAGGCUGCCGGGCAAGAUAAUGCGCACGCGUACAGCAAGGCGGCCAGCGCGGCAAGUCUCAUCGUGGCCGGCUCCAUGCUGGCGGCCGACCGCGCGAGCAUCAGGCAGAUUGCGGCCGUCUACGCGCAGACGCAGAGCCGCUGGGUGCUGGGCGAGGCGCGCCUGCAAACGUCCUUUUUCGCCGACUGGAACAAUUGGUGCCAGAACCACGCGGCGCAGGCUCGGGACAAGAAGGAGGAAAAGCGAAUUGAAACCCAGUGA